Messenger RNA from Pundamilia nyererei, 3879 nucleotides. RefSeq names its product epsin 2 (gene epn2). Bases 572 to 2374 code for a protein of 600 amino acids. Gene Ontology annotation, cellular component: clathrin vesicle coat; endosome; plasma membrane. Gene Ontology annotation, molecular function: clathrin binding; phospholipid binding. NCBI's taxonomy places the organism in Eukaryota, Metazoa, Chordata, Actinopteri, Cichliformes, Cichlidae. The transcript is spliced from 10 exons. Gene Ontology annotation, biological process: endocytosis. The record is from RefSeq and is a predicted model, not a curated record.
ACCUCCUGCUCUGCCCGCCAUGUUCUGUAGGAGGAGGAGAUACGUGUAGUCCUGGCUUUAGCUGGCUUAGCACUAGCAGCAUAUAGCUAGGCGGAGGCGCAACAAGCUCCUUGAACGCCCAAAUAAGUACUCCUGUCUCGGUUUCCCCCUUCUCUUUUUGGAAUUAGCUACGUUUUUUAUUGGUUUGACUUCCACUUGGAGUGACACGAGUACCUAAAGUAUCCCUCUCAAAAAUUCUGGUGAUGGCAUGGUCAUGUGUUCAGCCGGCACUGUGGGUGUGGAAAUGGUUUUAACAGACGCUGUGUUGGAGGACUCGGGAACACUGCACUGGCCUGGAGGAGCCUCAUAAACAACCGCGUACAUCCACAAACCACUUUGUUACACGAAAACAUUAACAAAACACCGCCGUGACAAAGGACACAGAAACGCGGGCAAACAACACAAGCUUCACCUGAAGGGCACGUUUGUAACUUCUGGGUGUGUGUAACCCAAAUAUUGUUGGUGUCCCAGCUGCUCUCCUUGUGUGAGAGUGUACGUUUGAUUUCUUGUCUGUCCCAUCUUAACCGCCACCAUGCCAAGCACCAUCCGCCGGCAGAUGAAGAACAUGGUUAACAACUACUCCGAAGCGGAGAAGAAAGUCAGAGAGGCCACGUCCAACGACCCCUGGGGGCCGUCGUCUUCACUCAUGUCGGACAUCGCCGACCUCACUUACAACGUGGUGGCCUUCAGCGAGAUCAUGAACAUGAUCUGGAAACGACUCAACGACCACGGCAAGAACUGGCGCCACGUCUACAAGGCGCUCACCUUGCUUGACUACCUGAUCAAGACGGGCUCAGAGAGAGUAGCGCUGCAGUGCAAAGAAAACAUCUUUGCCAUCCAGACUCUGAAGGACUUCCAGUACAUCGACAGAGAUGGCAAGGACCAGGGCAUCAACGUCAGGGAGAAGAGCAAGCAGCUAGUGGUCCUACUCAAAGACGAAGACCGCCUCAAAGGAGAGAGGGUAGGAGGAUCUACAUCUCCUAACGCCGGUUCAGAACUGGAACAGGCCAGACCUCAGACCAGCGGAGAGGAAGAACUGCAACUGCAACUUGCCUUGGCCAUGAGCAGAGAGGCUGCAGAGCAGGAGGAGCGCAUACGCCGAGGAGAUGACCUGAGACUACAAAUGGCCUUAGAGGAGAGUAAGAAAGAAGGCCCAGGCUCUGCAAAAGUUGCCAAGAAGAAAAAAGAGCCACAGUCCACUUUGAUGGAUCUAAUGGAUGUCCCCGAGCCUGGUGCCAGUGCUGACCCCUGGGGCACGGGAGCUGGGGCCGGAGCUGCUGCUGCAUCAGCUGACCCAUGGCAGCCUUAUGGAUCUGCCCCUAAGCCAGCAACCUCAGUGGACCCAUGGGGCACUUCUACUGUCCCACCCAUCAAGAGCAGCGAUCCCUGGGCGCCCAACUCCAUUCCUGCUUCUGACCCAUGGGGUUCUGCAGCAGCCCGCCCCAAACCCUCCAACACAGGUAGCUUUGACCUGUUGAGCGCAUCCAAUGGUACAUCCAAAGAAGACUUCUCAGAGUUUGAUAGCCUGCGCUCUUCCUCCUCUGUCCCCACUGAAAUCCAAAUGGACAGCAAGUUUAGAGAACAAAACAAAAUAGAAUACCACAGUAAAUCAAUUCUUUUUGUUCAAAUACUACUCUUCGGUAUCGUAGAUGCCCUCAAUUAUUUGCCGUGCCCGACUGGAGUAGGCAUUAAAUCCAUAAUGCUUUGCCCAAUUCUGAAAGCAGCUCGUUCAGCUGUAAAAUACGACUACCUCUACUUUUGUUCUUCAGGUGAUAUGGGCAUUGCAUCUUCUGUCCCCUCCCAACUCAGCCUGGCCAGCAGUAGCAGCCUGGACAUAUUUGAUCCCCUUCCCACCUCAGCAUCUACUUCCAUCAUCACAAACCCAACUAGAAAGACUCCUGAGUCCUUCCUGGGUCCCAAUGCUGCCCUGGUCAAUUUAGACUCUCUGGUGACCAAACCGGCCCAGCCUGCGCCAGUUGUCAACCCAUUCUUGGCUUCAACAGGUGGCUCUGCUCCAACCCCGGCCAACCCCUUCCAAGUGAGCCAGCCAGCUCCCCCCACCCUCAACCAGAUGCGCGUCAGCCCGAUGCCCUCUGGCUUUGGCAGCAUGGCAGAGCCCAUAGGCCUUUCCUCCAUGCCUCCUCAGCCCGUCCCCAUGGUCCCUCUGACAGGUAUGGCCCCCAUGGGCCACUCGAUGCCUGGAGUGGGUGCUGUGGGAGGCAUGGGGAUGAGCGCAGGGAUUCCAUCCUCCAUGUCCAUGCCCCAGCCCCUGAUGAGCAUGCCCCCCCAGGCUGGGACUCAAAACACCGGAACCACCAACCCGUUCCUUUUGUGAGAGGAUGACAGGGAGAGGGACAUCAUGGAGUAACCCUUCCUUUUACUCUUCAACUUUAGCCCCUCAAGAAGCUUCAAAACGAACAAGGAGACGUCUUAUCUCAAUUAUCCAUUUAUAACCAACUCCAAGCCAGAGUCCCAGCAGGACCCUCUCCUACCUUACCACACUCCCUAACUCCUUUCUUCUCUCUUUCUUUCUCUCCUACAAGCUGCCUAGUCCUGUGUUCCAUGCUGAUCUAAUGAUAAUGUUGAUGACCACAAAGAGUUUGCAUCAGUCCACAGACUUUUAAGAGUAGCGUCAGUGUUUACAGUUUUUCCACUGAGGCAGGACUUGGCCACAGUCUCUCCUCCUUGUCCUUUUCUCAAUCAUUUCUCCCUUACUUCUUCCCUUUAGGACCGCUCCUCUCCUCUUCUGUAGUGGAGUGACAGGAGAGUCUGACUGUUCUAAUGCCAGGAUCUUAUCUCUUCACUAGAGCUAAUCUUUUAUAAGCCCUGUCAGCUGGUGUGUGUGUGUGUGAGAGAGUGCACAUCUCAGUACUUUUACACUGUGUAUUUUCCAGCGAGUCAACUUCCACUCACUGGAGUAAAGAUGAGAGAUGGUUAGAUGUGUUUAUACAGUGUGUGUGUGUGUGUGCGUGUGUGUGUGUGUGUGUUUGUGUGUGUGUGCGUGUGUUACAAAGCAGGAAUUUUGCACAAUUGUUUGCUUUUUUUCUUCUUCUUUUAUUUCUUUUUUUUUUUUUUCUGCGACUGUUGGGCUCACCGCUACACCUUAGCUUAGGGAGGACGUCCAGCCGCUUAAAACAGCCGAGUCGACACACACACACAAACACAAAAACACAGUGCCUCGGCUCAUGGUCACAACUCUCAUCUGGUCACUUCCUCUGAUCUCUGAACUUUCUUCAGACCCUCCAGAUGAACUUUGACCUCAGUGGUUCACAGGAAUAACAAUGAAAGCUUCUCAGAGGAGAUGUUUUGUUUGUUUGUUUUUAAAUAUCUGUGUUUUUGCUCACAUGCAAGUGUACUGAUACUAACUACUACAUGUUGAGCCCCCCCAAAAUGUUUGUAGUGAAAAAGACAUGAACUGUGGUGGCAUCAUUAUUUUUUGGUUUUUUUGCUAUAUAAAUAGGAUGCAGUGAGGCAUCAUGGGACAGUUUUUUUUGUUUUUUUAAAUUUAAGUUUGUUUCAAGGCUCAAAGGGAUAUGUGUGGAAGGAGGGUUGUGUUUGUGUAUGUAUGUCUGUGUGUAUAUGUGCGCGUUUGCAGGAGAAAUGCAUUUAGUUUCCAAGUGUACUUUCAUGAACAAGUUUUCCCAUUUCUCAGUCUGAUAAGUGGAAACUGAUUUGGAAUUAGUUUCUGAAGUGGAACUCAAACAAGGGGCAACUUAGGCAUCAACAACCUUAAGUGUGUGUGUGUGUGUGUGUGUGUGUGUGUGUGCGCGUGCCCGCAUGUUUGCAGCAGAUAUCAGUGAUUGUUGCUUUAACAAAAAAAAUAUAUUUUAAAGCAUAUGA